UCCAUCUUGCAUGCCCAACCUCUUGACAUUUAAAUGGCCACUAAGUUAAUCAAGAGUCUGAAACAUGCACAGUAUAAAUAUAACACAGACAAUUUACUAGUAGUACUGAAUCAAAGACUAUUGUGUACUUGGUACAAAACAAUGCAGUCCAUAAUCUUUAUCCCCUUCAACACAAUGGUUGCCACUGUAAUAUUAUCUUGGCUUUUAGUUUCUGCUGAUGCCAAGACUCUAGAAUCAGAAGUGGAAGUUCUUCGUGCCAUCACAAUGUCCGUCGAUCCUGUCUCAAUCACCGAAUAUUCAUUUCUCAGUACUUGGAAUUUUGACUUGGAUCCAUGCGAGAGCACGGGGUCAGAUUUUCUUGGCAUUUUAUGCACAUUGCCUCAAGAUAAUUCAAGCAGCCAAAUAACAACUCUUGAUCUGGAAGGGGACGGAUACGAGGGCUUUCUCACGCCUGCCAUAGAAAAUCUAACAGCACUAACAACUCUUAAUCUAAGAAGGAACCAAUUUCGAGGCCCGAUUCCAACGACCAUUUCCAGAUUAGGAAACCUUACUAGCGUUCUUCUAUCAAAUAAUUUCUUUAGCGGCAACAUGCCAGAUGUUGGCAAGCUCAAGAAGCUUGUAAAUCUUGAUCUUUCGAGAAACUUGCUUUCCGGACCAAUCCCUGACUCCAUUUCUGGUUUAAGAAGACUGACUCUCAUGAGUAUGUCAAACAAUGAACUAGUCGGCGUAGUUCCUGACCUUAGUGGACUAUGGCAGCUAAACACAUUAGACCUCAGUGGUAACCAGCUUAUGGGAAAUUUUCCAGUUCUUCCUCAGAACCUACGAACAUUGAACCUAGCCCGUAAUUUACUUUCUGGCCGCGUUACUUCCCUUCAGAUAAUUGAAAACCUAGAGUCAAUAGAUAUUAGUGACAACAGGCUUUCUGGAAACAUAGAUCCUGAUAUACUUACAUUACCUUUCUUAAAAUACCUUAAUGUUUCUAUUAAUCGAUUCACAUCUGUCGAGGUGAACAAGUUUGCAGACGACUCCUCGCUGCUUGAGGUUCUUGACAUGCAUGAAAACAGAUUGCAGGGAAAUCUGCCAAUCAACUUGUUUACCUAUUCCAACUUGACCUCACUCAAUCUCGGCCAUAAUGUGUUUACUGGGCCAAUUCCAGAAGUAUACGGAGAUAGGCUUGGAAAUCCAUGGCAAAGCUUGUUCUUGGAUUACAAUUUUCUCGAGGGAAAUGUUCCGUCACAGUUUACUAGUACUCAUGUUGACAUUAUAGGCAGCCUUGCACACAAUUGUCUCAACUGUCCGAGGAAGCUAGAAAUUUGUCGUGGAGGCCAAAGACGAGCUUCUGAAUGUGCUAAGCAGUAACUAACUUCUGUUAAGUUUGAAAUUAUUGCCUGCGUCUGGUGAAAAUUAUAUCAUGAAAAACAUGUAAUAGCUGCUUGUUUGAUGAAUAAAUUUGUGUGAUGUGACUGUGGUUACAAGAUUCUAA
This is a messenger RNA of Daucus carota subsp. sativus, 1483 nucleotides long. RefSeq names its product LRR receptor-like serine/threonine-protein kinase GSO2. Bases 34 to 1359 code for a protein of 441 amino acids. The record is from RefSeq and is a predicted model, not a curated record. The transcript has a single exon. Gene Ontology annotation, molecular function: protein binding. Lineage: Eukaryota; Viridiplantae; Streptophyta; Magnoliopsida; Apiales; Apiaceae.